Molecule: messenger RNA, 1131 nt
Organism: Eupeodes corollae
Lineage: Eukaryota; Metazoa; Arthropoda; Insecta; Diptera; Syrphidae
Product: phospholipase A1 2-like
Exons: 3
Coding region: 1-1122 (373 amino acids)
Biological process (GO): lipid metabolic process
Molecular function (GO): lipase activity
Source: RefSeq, a predicted model, not a curated record
AUGACCGAGGAUACUUUCCUGGUUGGAAACGCAGAUGAUGUCACCGCGGUAAUUACACCAAGAGGCACCGAAAGUGCGCAGAAAAAACCUAGCCGGCCGCGGAAUGGCAUCGAAAUACAUGCCUUGCCUGCUAACUUUGACGGGAAGCAACUACAGCUUAGCCCUAAAGAUGACCCCCUCGAUUGGAUGAAAAGCAAAGGACUAAGUUCUGCAGAACCGGACAGAAUUCAUUUCUAUCUGUAUACUCGAUCUAAUUUAAAUGAACCCGUUGAGAUCGAUAUCAAUGAUAAGGAAACAUUAGUCAAAUCACCCUUCGAUUUCCGUCACCCCACUCAAAUUGCUAUUCAUGGCUGGAAAGAUAGCUACUUGGCUGGAGUUGCUAUUGGCAUAAAGAAUGCUCUAUUUGAAAGUGAUCCAACUAUAAAUCUGAAUUUCAUAUCGGUCGAUUGGAAAGUAUACAGCAAUUUCGAAAACUACACAAUUUCCAAAGAACUAUGCUCGACAGCUGGCAAGGAAGUAGCUCAAUUCAUCGAUUGGCUGCACGACAAUGCCAAGCUGCGAUUUGAUACCUUGACUUUGUACGGGAGCAGUAUGGGAGCACACGUAUCUGGCUUUGCUGGAAAAAAUGUCCAACGUGGAAAAAUUCACAGUAUCAUAGCUUUGGAUCCUGCUCUGCCGGAGUUCGAAUACAAUGACCCGACAAGUCGAUUGGCUCACACCGAUGCUGAGUAUGUGGAAUCGAUUCAAACAAAUGGUGGAGGAUGGGGCUUCUAUCAGCCAAUUGGUCAUACAACUUUCUAUCCAAAUGGAGGUAAAAAUCAACCUGGAUGUGAAGACCGAGGUGACAUGUGUUCUCAUAUAAGAGCUGUAUUCUAUUUUACCGAAGCCUUGAGUUCACCUAAAGGAAAUCAAUUCCAUUCGGUCAAAUGUGAUUCGCUAGAGCAAGUCGAGGAAGGCAAAUGUGAUCGAUAUGAAACAAUAAUUAAAAUGGGUGAUCCAAGGAAUUCGCAGAAGACCAAAGGGAUCUAUUAUUUAGAAACAAAUAGCGCGUCACCGUAUGCAAGAGGGGAUGGAAUUUAUCUAAACAAAAUGAAAGAAAUAAAAAACCUCAGUCAAAGUUGAAAUAAUUUA